This is a messenger RNA of Condylostylus longicornis, 1721 nucleotides long. RefSeq lists its product as uncharacterized. The coding region runs from base 428 to 1690 and encodes 420 amino acids. NCBI's taxonomy places the organism in Eukaryota, Metazoa, Arthropoda, Insecta, Diptera, Dolichopodidae. The record is from RefSeq and is a predicted model, not a curated record. The transcript has 6 exons.
UUUAGUAUUGAGAGUGCGGUUAAUGGGAUAACAAGUGUGUACGGGUUUCAUUAAAAAAAAAUUUUUUUUUUAAUUUUUUCGUUUUUCUUUUCUUAUGUAAUUUCUAUAUGUAAUUAAAGUGAAUAAUAUUGAAAACCAAUUAAAAUUUGUAAAUUUUUAAUAUUAUUAAAGUUUUAAUUGUAUUAAUUAAUUUAAAUUUAUUUAAUGUAUAUAGAAUUGUAAAGAUAUUCGGCAUUGAAUAAAAAAUUCGAAAACGAAAAUAAAUUGUGUUACAACUUAUUAGCUGAAAAAAUUAAUAAAAAAUAAGAAUUUGAGGAGAGGAAAAAAUAAAAAAAAAAUUUUAAAAAUUAUUUUUUUUUGCAACAGUUUCUCAUAUAUUUUUAAUUAAAAUUCAAAUAAUUUUAUAAUUAUUGUAAAAUAUUUCAAUAUGAAGUUAAAAAUAGCAAGUAUAUAUUUUUUAAUUGGAAUCUCAUUUGGAUUUACGGAAUCGAAAGAUUUUCAUAAGGUUCAUUGUACAGAAAAUGAAAUGUUAGUUGAUAUAGUUUUGGAAAAUGAUGAUAAUACCCCAAAUAUAUAUCUGGAAGGAUUAAAAGGAUAUCCAAAUGAAAAAUGUCAACCAAAUAUUAAUGAAACUUUAGCACAAUUUAGAUUAUCAUUAACUGAUAUUUAUGAAUGUGGUGUUACAAGAAUGGUUAAUAAAAUUACGGGUAAAAAAGUCUACUAUCAUAAAAUUAUUAUUGAAAGUGGAACUGGAAAAGAAUUGGUCAGUGUUAAAUGUAUAACUACUGGACCGGUUUAUAAUGUUAUGAAUCAAACAACAAUCGGCAAUAAUCAAAUGGUACAUCAUGGAAUUGUUAGACGAGAUGUAUUACCAGCUGGUUUUCAAGAACCAGAAGAUUUAGAAAUAACAACAUCACUUACGGAACAUGCUCCAGAACCAAUUUUAGGGGUUGAUGUCCGUCAAAAUGGUGAAGUAGUUACUGGUGAUUUAAAUGUUAGUCCUGGUACACCACUCUCAAUGGAAAUAUACCUUGAUAAAGGUUCUGCUCCAGUUUAUGGACUUGCCGUUACGUACAUGCAAGUAACUGACACAAGAGCUCAGGAAGAAACAAUUAUAUUUAAUGGAUGUUCUGUUGAUCCAUAUCUUUUUGAAAAUUUCAAUACAAUUGAUGGUGAUUCAUUAAGUGCGAAAUUUCGUGCAUUCAAAUUUCCAGAGUCUACUUAUGUUCAAUUCCGUGCAACAGUUAAUGUUUGCUUAGAUAAAUGCCUUGGUACACCAUGUAGUAACGGUCAAAUUGGUUAUGGUAGAAGAAAACGUGAAAUUUCCAAUACGAAUGAUAGCUCUGGAACAGAUCCAAAUAAAAUUUAUGAAAUAUCAUUGGCAACCUUUAUUAAAGUUAAUGACGUAGAUGGAGUUUUAAAUAAAAAUUUAAAAUUAGAAUUAGAAGAAAAAAUUCGACAAUUAAGAAUUGCUAACCAAAAAUUAGCUCGUAAUAGUCGAGGGAGCAUAUCAAUGAGUGGUAUGGAAAGUAUGGAACAAGUAACUGGAUCUAGUGCAGCUACUGUAUAUGAUGAAGAAACUUUAUUAAAAAUUUCAGAACAAUCAAUUCCAAGAUCUGGUUCAGAAACUAGACUACCAAUGAUACCAUUAAUAUCAUUUUUAGUAAUAAUAUUUAAAAUUUUUCUGUAAAUAAAAUUACAAAAAAAAAAAAAUUAUAAAA